CCAGUAAUGCGACGCCCCGCCCACUCACAAAGCAGCAAGUCUAUCACAACACAAAGAGUGCAACAAAGACUAGAGAAAUGUACAGCCUAACCGACACACAAAACUGUCAGAUAGUCUCAGUUUGAGGUCUCAGACGGAAUCUGCACCGAGACAAGACAACCGAAACCAAAAAAAAUUAUAAAAAUAUCACAAAGUAUACUCUGGAGAAACAAAAAUAACAAUAUUCAGCUUCCCUAUAGAAAAUCUAUGCCGAGCUUCGCAUUGAGAUCCAGGUGACAGACAUAUGGUUUUGGAAGAGCAUGAGGAUGAGUAAAGGAUGUCGUAUUUUCUCCUGUGGUGUCUGUGUGGAGCGUGCCACACAUCCACUCCACAACAACGACGGCUUUUUCUUGCAUCUUCCAGUGUUUCUUCUGUCAGCAAGUUCAGCAGAGCUGCAACUCGUCUAGCGCCAGCCCAGAGGAACACAGUGAGGAGGACCACGACUGUGAGAUGGUAAAAAUGACAAAGUCCAAGACCUUCCAGGCUUACCUGCCCAACUGUCACCGAACCUACAGCUGCAUCCACUGCCGGGCACAUCUCGCUAAUCACGAUGAGCUCAUCUCAAAGUCAUUCCAAGGCAGCCAGGGGCGAGCCUACCUCUUCAAUUCAGUUGUGAAUGUCGGUUGUGGUCCAGCAGAGGAGAGGGUUCUCCUAACAGGUUUACACGCUGUGGCGGACAUCUACUGUGAAAAUUGUAAAACCACUCUGGGCUGGAAAUACGAGCAUGCAUUUGAGAGCAGUCAGAAAUACAAAGAAGGCAAGUUCAUCAUCGAGCUGGCUCACAUGAUCAAAGAUAAUGGCUGGGAGUGACCUUCACCUGCUUCCUCUCCGCUCAGUGACCUUUGGGCUGCUCUGCCGUGGACUUUGCCGAGUGACACCACCACACGCACACGUACACAAACAAAAAACGCACAGACACGCGCGCACACACACAUGCCACCGUCGACCAUGACACAUCCUGACAUCUACUGGGUCAUCACAAAACUCAAAGGCAGAGUGACGGAAAGCGAAUCGAAGACAUCUACGGUCACUGAAAGACUCUCUAGGACCUUUUUCCGAGAUGUACAUGUCAACACUUUGGGAUCCGAACCUUCUCCCUUCCUGUUCGACUGCCCCGUUAAAUGGUUUCGGUGUGCUCGGCACUCCUCGUGUGUAAGCUGUUAACAGUAUCCAGAAGACACAGUCUCACUUUUUUCAUUUGACAUCUUUUUGUGAUUGAGCGGGAGGCGUGUGUCUUAGUGUGCGUUCUUUUUUUUUCGACAGGAAUCUCGAGUCCUUCCUGGUGGACUGAUGUUACUGGUUAGCAUUUUUCUCCUCUGCGUCAAGCCCGUUCUGAUUGUCUUUCCUUUCACUUUGGGGUAGCGACCGUUGACAUAUGUUAUAAGAGUUGGGGUUGGUUUCAGGGUUAGGCUAUGUAGCAGUAUAUUUCAGAUGGGGGUGGGCGUUCAGCAUUGCAGUGGCAUGGCAUUUCCCCUGCGUUUUACCCGUUUUAUUUCCGAAUCGAAAUGUUUUUCUUCCUCGGAUGACUUCACUGUGCAAUUCGUGGGACACUCUGGUACAGCAGUAGCGUCUGACCCCUACAGGAGCUUUAGUUGUCUCUGGUGCUUUUGGUGAGAUUACACAAACACGCGUCUUUUGAGUUGGCAUUCGUGGCAGGUUCCAUUUUUGCAACCGUACUAUAGGCGAGAGAAAAAAAACUAAACGAAACAAGACAAGCGACAGCCGUUUGGAUGCACUGAACAUUGGGGAAAACUGAAACGAGUGUCCUCGGAACAUUGUUUGCGUUACAUUUUCAUCCCCCUUCACGCCAAAUGAUGACAAGAUUUUACAAAACUAUUGUUGUUGAUAUUACAAUCAUGUGUAUGUUCAUUGCUAUGUGUAAUUUAUGUGUUAAACCACAUGUUUGGACAUGCACACGUGCAUGUUAGCUCAGUGUGUUUUACGCAUUAUGUUUAUGGCAUACUUGAAUGCAGUUACUUUGUUUGCACUUUGCAGAGGCCUUGUUCAUGGGUUUAGAGGCAAAAGUCUGUCCAUUUUAUGGCCUUUUUUUCAUGGAAAAUAAUCAAAUGAUUGUAUUAGAUGCUUUGAAUGAUUUUCAGGGUUGGGUGAUUGCUGGCUUGAUCAUCUCCCUCUACUUUCAAACACACAAAAUCUGCUGCUUUCGCUUUCUUCCGCAGGCUACGCUCGUAAUUCGUCCAAUUGGAUUGGCGCGUCAGAAGCAGGUCUCGAAUUUUACAAUCAGACACCAUUCAAUGUGGCGUUACGUGAUUCUUUUGCUGCUAAUAGAGAUAAAUGCAAUCCGGAGCUUUCACUUCAAAACCUUCUGCACUUUACCCGGACUGUCUGAGAGCAUGCGAGCGGAUGUGUUCCUUUUGUAGCUUUUCUCCACAUCUUUGCCUCUAAGCAGCAUGAAUCUUGUGCCUUUU
Molecule: messenger RNA, 2465 nt
Organism: Sinocyclocheilus grahami
Lineage: Eukaryota; Metazoa; Chordata; Actinopteri; Cypriniformes; Cyprinidae
Gene: ypel1
Product: yippee-like 1
Exons: 6
Coding region: 490-849 (119 amino acids)
Source: RefSeq, a predicted model, not a curated record